AUGGCGACAGCUCCUUCCUUCUGGGCUGCUGGCGGCAGCAAGAUCAAGUCCGCCGAGUCUCCAAACCCCAAGAUCGCAGAGGCACCACCCAAGGCGAAGCCAGACCCUCAACAGAAGAAGGGUCUCGUACUGAAGGGCAUGACCAACGGCCAGUCGACCAACAGCGUAUCGAACGGUACCUACCCAAAGACCCCCAUUGGCAAGAAGACCAACUGGGCCGACGAUGACGAUGAUGAUAACACCUUCAUCGCCGAGUUCAUGAGCCAGGAUCCGAAGAUCGCCACCCUCGAGACCACCGUUGCCCUGAAAGAGGAGCGUGUCAAAGAGUUGGAUGCACUGGUCGAAACGAAGACGCUUCGUAUCGCUGAGCUGGAAGGUGCGGUCCAAGACAAGGACGUACACAUUAGCGAUCUGGAGACGGAGGUCCAAAAGAAGGAUGUGGAAAUCGAGAAGCUUAAGAAGGUGAAUAGCGAUCAGCUCGCUCACAACCAGGAGCUUCUGCGCGGCGCUGAAGAGAAAGACAGCCAUAUCGAGAACCUGAAGGCUGAGCUGGAAGAGAAGGCGUCGACCAUCGGUAACCUUGAGCGCGCAAAGAAGGCUGCGACCAUCAACAACCUCGAGCAGGAGUCGGCCGCACUCGUCCCCGUCCCCACGAAUGACGAAGUAAGCACUGAGGAUGAAAGCAAGAAUGAAGGAUCGGAGAAUAUCAAGUCUAAUGGCGCCGAUGUCGUUACCGAGACGAAGACCAAGGCUGAGAAGACCGCAUCUGUGGCCUCUGAUUCGGAUAGCUUUGAGAUCGUGGACGCUCCCAUGACUGAGGAGGUGAAGAACGAGAAGCCUGCGACCGUCGUCGCGAAGCAGUCCGAGGACACCGGAACGGAAAAGAGCACCAGCGGCCCAGCCCUCCCAGCAUCUCACUUCCCCACGUUCGUGACGAAGGAGACGCUGAAGGUCGUACCUCCGGCUCCGAAGCCCAAGACCCUUACCUUUGGCAUUGACAUGUCCAAGUACGGGAAGAAGCCAGCCCCAUCUGCUGCUGCAAAGACCCCACCGACAUCGUCGCCCGUUGCCGAACUGAAUGGCCACACCACACCCUGGGGUCACUCCUCUAGGCAGGCGCGCGAUAAGACCGGUGCUAUGCCGGAACUCAACCCUGCGGCUGACAUCCGUCACAUGUCUCACGGGCAGCGCGUUGUCUUCGGUAACGGCCCCGAAGUUAUUGUCAAGCUUGGAGAGGUCAAGCUGGCUUCUAUUCCUAAGUACGUCCUGAUGCAGUGCUCAGGCAAGGCAUACAAGCACUUCACCGCCAAUCCCGAUGCGACCUCUUGGGUUCUGCCCGCCGGUUCGAUGGACGCUGAUGCUGCGACGGCGCAUCUGAAGUGGAUGGACGAGAUGACCUACCAGAGCAGGGUCUACUCUGUCCGACUCCAGACUGAAACGGUGUACGACAAGAAGAACCUACACAUCUGCCGUGCUGCCCGGGUCCUAGGUCUCAACAAUACCUACGUGGCUCAAUUCACCAAGCAAUUCUGCGACCGUAUCCGCGCCCAGGAUGUGUCGUUCGAAUUCAUGGACCUUCUCUGCCAGCUGGCAUACCCGGAAAACGACCCGGUGUUUGACUGCAUGGUCCACAACCUUGUCAACCAGAAGAAGGUUGGCAACGCCAAGGGCACGGCCGAUUUGGAGAAGCUGAUGGCCAAACAUCAGUCCCUAAAGGAAAAGGUGGAGAAGAUCGAGAAGCGGAUCGGAGGUCGUCCACGCAAGACCUGGAACUCGCCCGAAGGUAGUGCUCGUGGUGGGAGCAACGACCGCAGCGGCGGCAAGGGUGGGAGCCGUGGCAAGUCAGCACCGCGCAACCCGCCUGUCGCACCAGCGCCCGGAAACAAGCCUGUUACUCCGGCGCCUGGUGACGAGUUGUUCACCACUCUCCACUAG
This is a messenger RNA of Alternaria infectoria, 1935 nucleotides long. RefSeq lists its product as uncharacterized. NCBI's taxonomy places the organism in Eukaryota, Fungi, Ascomycota, Dothideomycetes, Pleosporales, Pleosporaceae. The transcript has a single exon. The record is from RefSeq and is a predicted model, not a curated record. Bases 1 to 1935 code for a protein of 644 amino acids.